Molecule: messenger RNA, 624 nt
Organism: Henningerozyma blattae CBS 6284
Lineage: Eukaryota; Fungi; Ascomycota; Saccharomycetes; Saccharomycetales; Saccharomycetaceae
Exons: 1
Coding region: 1-624 (207 amino acids)
Source: RefSeq, a predicted model, not a curated record
AUGGUUCGAUUUCAAUAUGAGGACCAAACAAGAAUGUUUGCAAAGAAAAAUGUCAAGGAGCCUCAGCGUGCGGGUACUUCAAAAGCAAAUUAUGUGAUACCAAUUACAAUGACUAUUGUAGUAAUAGCUAUCUUGGCAAUAAUGUUAAUUGUAAGAAUCACAAAGUUAAAAUUAUCAAUUAAGAGACGAGAAGGCAGGAGGAGGGUGGCAUUACAACGGGCAAUACAUAGAAGUAAUCGUCGUAGAGGAGGCGAUACUCUUCCAAAUUCAAGUUCAAGAACGCAGGAUGAUGGGUUAGACAUUGUGCCAGAGUAUACAGCAGUUACAUCACCUAAAGAUUAUGGACAUUUUGAUAUAAACGGGAAAUUUCAUUAUAACUUAACUUCGAAGAGCGUUAUGAAGGAUUUAGACAUUUCUGUUCAUUCAGUAGAUUUUAGUAAGGAUGAGCAAAUAUCUGCACCAAUGCGAACUACAACAAGAGAACCGCCUAGUGAAAGAAUACCACUUUCCUCUUAUUUGGAAAAUUUAGAAUUGCAGCCUGUCUCUAGUUUUCAAUCUAGUACUGAAGAGGAAACAUUACCCGACUAUUGUUCUAAUUCUACUCAGUUGAAUAUAUCUACCUAG